GCAUUAUGGAUCAAGUGACAUAACUUUAAUAGAAUUUAUUUGAUUCACUAAAGUAUUGCUUAGUGUGUCAGAAUUUGAAUUUAACGUGCAUGGUGUAUUCAUUAAUACAUUCCGAGUACGGCUUAGUGCAGUGUAAUUAAUUAAACGUGUUUCAGAAUAGAAAUGUGAAGAGCCGCGAACAUGAUUUGCGCUUAUUUGAUACAUGAAAUUUGAAAAUUAAAAGUUGUAAUGUCGUAAAAUUGGUAUCUAUAGGGUACAAAGCCAAUGGAAUAAUGUCCAACUAGUUGCUAAUCCGGGAUUGGUCAGUAAGUCAAAUGCUUGCGCGACAAGAAGCGCAAUGUGCAUAUUUAUGGUUAUCAAUAAAAAUGGUGGAGAAGUGUUUAUAUGAUUUGUGAAGUUUCUGUGGUAGGCUGAGAUGGAGGUGAAGAGAGGUCAGUUUCUUUGACUGAAGAUGUUGGGAUUACGUGUUUGGGAAUUACCAUCAUGAUAAUGACAUUGCUGGGGGAUCGAAAUGCCCAGAAAAGUAAAGGCAGUGUUCGAGAAGCAGGAAUUGGAUACGAAAAUGGCCCAACGAAACGUCUUCGAAAAGAAACACAGAUCAACACGGAAGGGGGUUGAUUCUUUACGAAGCUGUGAUGAACUUCAGUUUUUAGAAGAGACUUGUGUGGCACCAGUACCAGUUUCUGCUGAAUGCUUUGUAUUUCCUCCACCCCCUCCUUCACAUCUUCAACCUCGACGUCCAGUAUCAGCUUGCUCUCAUUGUUAUAGUGCCUCUGAUUCUGACAGCCAGUCUGACUCGGGCAGAGGUCUUGGUGGACGCUCCUCCCCUAUCACAAUUCGCCAUCCAUUGUUCACAUUCAGAGGUUACCAGAGUGAUGGCAGUCCAGUUGCAUUGCAUUCGCUCCCCCGUUUCCUUCCACCAAUUGGUGUGUUUUGGGAUAUUGAAAAUUGCCAGGUACCAAAAGGUAGAUCAGCUGUUGCAGUGGCUCAGAUUAUUAGAGACAGAUUCUUCGAUGGCUACCGUGAAGCUGAGUUCCUUGUAGUGUGUGAUGUUAAGAAAGAAAACAGCCAAGUAAUUCAGGAACUGAAUGAUGCACAGGUGAACUUGAUUCAUGUGGCAUCCACAUGUAAAAAUGCAGCAGACGAGAAGUUACGCCAGUCAAUUCGCCGCUUUGCCGAUAUUCAUGGUAGUCCAGCGGCCAUCAUACUUAUCUCUGGUGAUAUAAAUUUUGCAGCUGACCUGACUGAUCUUCGACAUAGGAAGAAGUUUCAUGUUAUUCUUCUGCACAACAGUUCUGCUUCUGAAGCCUUGAUCCUCUGUGCUUCUGAACACUACAACUUCGCCAGCUUGAUGGAAGAUCUACCACUGCGUGGCACUAUUAAGUCAAAUUAUCAGCCAGUGGAGAUUGUAGUGUCAAAUUUGCCUGAGGAUAAGGAUCAAACUCGCAUCAAGAAUCGCUUGAAACAGCUCUCUGGAAACUGUGGUGGAAGGGUAUUAUCUAUUAUAAAAUCCACCGCUACUCUCCGCUUCUCAACAGGCGAGUUUGCAACAAGAGCUCAGAAGCGGAUGGAUGGAGAAGAUGUGUUUGGUCGCAAAAUCACUGUUGCCUAUCCAAAUAGGGUUCUGGAGCGGGAUAAGAAAGAGGGGUCACCCUUGAAAACUCAAUCAGUAAGGAAGCAGAAAUGCAGCUUGAAGGAGGAGGAUGAGAACCAGCAACUUGCCCACACUGCCAUUGGGUCUACCUCUUGCGAACAGUCUGCAUCUUUUUCAAGCCUCUACCAUUCUACACCAGCAGGACUUAAUGUACUCAGCUCAAUUCCAGUCCCUGAUUUUAUUCCGCGAUCGCCGCAGAAUGGCUGGAAUGUACUAGCCAAUGGGAACACUUUCUCUGCUGCACUGUCAUCAGAAUUCAAUUACCCAUUACAUAAUCAAGAGAAUUGUUGGUAUGAAAGUGCAAUGUUUAGAAGUCCUUCAGCUGAAUGCAUUGAAUUUUCAACAAAUAGCAAGAAGAACUCAAGAAAUCAGUCCCCUCUCACAGGUGCAUGGCAGGGGGUAAAAGGAUCAGCUGCAGAGGAGCUGAAGCUGUUAACGGGGACAGUAAACCAAGAAGUAAAGACACGCAUUAUGACAGCCAAUGGGAACUCAGAGAAAACUCCAGAAGGUUAUCGAAGGAUCAGGGGUACUCAUCGAGCGUGUGUCAAUGACGAGAACUCCAGGAUUCAGCAGUACCAGGAACAGUUUUCAGCAGUUUCUUCCCACCACCCCAUUACAACCUUCAGCAACUUUCUGUCGCGCAAUUUGGGGCCAUACAGUCGUAAUGAGGUUUCUGUCCUGAAUAAUGUCGCUGCAGGAAGAAAGUGUAGAACGCCAUCUCCAUACACAGUGUCGGGAGCGGAUAGAGAAGGGUGGCAGUCACAGAACACGACCUGCAGCGAUACCGAACGUGAGGAGCUUGAACAUUACUUUCAUCCCAUUUCAUCUUCAAAGCUGGGAACAAAUGGUUCACUGUUAAGUAGUGCACCCUGCAAUAAUCCAGUAGUACUUCAAGUUACAAACCUGGACCAGAACAUUGAUGCCAAAGAUCUGAAGAGAAUGCUGCUCUCUGUGUUUAGAGAACAUGUGAUGGUUCUUCAUGUAUCUGUGUUUGUGCAAUCAGAUGGUAAUUAUGCAGCUCAUGUGAAAGUGCCUUCGUUGCAAGAUGCUCAGUAUGCAAUAUCACAGCUGCACCGACGGAAAGUCGGGUACAAACGAAUCCUCAUAUCAUAUGCCAAUAGUGGUGGUCCCAGUCCACAACUCAUAAGGGCACAGAUUAUUUCUCUGCUCCUGGAAGUGCCAGGGCAUUGCCUGCCUUUGUUCAAAUUCCAUGAGCUGUUUGAGAGCCGCUACCUCACAUCCAUUAGUAUGUCGGACAUGUACAAAAUGAAAGAUGUUUGUCUGAUAUCAGAGGAGUCUACGGGGCGGAUGGUGAUCCUGAAUCCUGACCACCGUAACACCCCGUCACCAAUUUUAACCUCAUCAGUGCAGGAUGGCCAGUCCAUGGAACUUCCGUUCUGCAUUCUUCAUUCACGUAAAUCGGGACCAGACAAAGGAUGGGCCGAACAGGAAAUGGGAGUGUUGCCAAAUGUUCGCAUUGGACUCAGAGCGUUUGCUGUACAUAUUCACAUAUUGCUUCAAACACACAAUGGUAGUCUACCACUUCCCAGUCUGCCUAAUUGCUAUGAAGCACAAUUUGAGAUUCUGGAAGUGGAUGACACAGGUGUGCCAUUAGAACAUCUUGUAAGCUGCCUGCCUGGUAUUGAGAUCUACCAAGGAGUUGGUUGUGUCAAAUAUCUGCGCUGGCUUAAGAGUAAAGCAAAUGAAGAUGGGCAAAUCGAUGAUCCGAUAAAGUGUGUCAGUCCUGCUCUUGCCACCCAGAUGGCUCUGUUCAGUAGAGAGCUUGUGGAUCUACUGAAAACCUCCCCACACUGUCAGUUACUUUUCAGCCGGUUUAUCCCUGCAUAUCACCACCAUUUUGGAAGACAGUGCAGAGUAGCAGAUUAUGGUUUCACAAAGCUCAUAGAUCUCAUGGAGGCUUUGUCACAUGUUGUGCAAGUAAUGGGAGAUGGCAAUAAAAGAGUUAUAACUCUCUCACAUCGAGCCCAAGUACGUCGCUUCACGUCUGAUCUACUACGAGUUCUGAAGUCGCAGGCAAGCAAACAAGUUACUAUGUCAGAGUUUCCUGCGGUCUACCAGCGUGUUCUUAAUCGACCAUGGGACAUUGUGGAUUAUGGUGUCUGUGAAUUCAGAGACAUGCUGGGAGAAGUGUCAGAGAAUGCAGUUGUCGUCUCAACUCAGGAAGAUGGCGAUGUAGUAAUUUCAAUACCAAAGAGAGAACAAACACCAGAAGAAAUUGAAAAGACUAAACAGUUCGCAGGAGAGGUAGUAGAGCUUUUGCGCCAUGCUCCCCAGUGCAGUAUGCUGUUCAACAAAUUUAUUCCCGCUUAUCAUCAUCAUUAUGGCCACCAGUGUCGAGUUGCUGAUUAUGGCUUCACAAAGCUCAUUGAACUGUUUGAAGCUAUUCCGCAGGUUGCUAAGAUUGAAGAAGAUGGUGAAGGCGAGCGUAAAGUGAUGCUCACAUUAGAGGAACGGCUCAGGGUACUGGCAGAGCAGAUUUCGGCUCUGGUACGCAGCCGUCGCUCAAAUAUGUCACUUUCUGCUCUGUCCAUGGCAUUUCUCCGUCAGCAUGGUUAUGCUCUCAAACCUAAGGCUUAUGAAUGUUCAGAUUUGGAGCAGCUAAUAAAACGCUUAUAUCAUUCUGUUGCAAUUGUGUCCUCAUCAUGUGGACCUAUGGUGACGCUAGUGGAUCGUGCUAAGUUGCACCAGUUAAGUCUCCAGGUCCGACGUAUCCUCAUGGAACAACCUUCUGGCAAGAUGUUUGCUGGAGAAUUUCUCCGGACUUUCUGGAAUUAUUUCAACCAGUCUCUUGAUCUGAAUGAAAUUGAUAAGCAGCUAGCUGGAAUCAUACGGGUAACAAAACAUGGCGGAGAAAGAGUAAUAGAGCUUACACCAAUACAAAUGUUUGCGCGCAAUAUGUAUCACCUGCUGUUCGAGUCCGAUGGUCGCCUGCCUCUGUCAGCGUUUGAGUCCGCAUACCUUCGCAUGUUUGGCGUUGUUUGCCAGCCAUCACAAUUUGGACAGUCCACUAUCUUAUCACUGCUUCAGUCCAUACCAGGCACAGUCCUGUUGAGAGGGAAAUCAAACAAGAAGACAUUAAUUCUGAACAAGGAUUUGGCAUCGGUGGGUAUACCGCUUCCUGCAAAUUUCAAUAAACAAAAUGGAGCCCAUAUUGAUGACGGUGAUCCAGUGUCCAGUGGUGAUUCUGAAAUUCAUUCAGAUUGUGCCACUAAACUACUAGCAUCUGAAAGAGUAGCUGAUACAGCAGUCCAGACAGAGUCAAAAGAGCAGUUGACAGAAGUUGAUAGCUCAGCUGAUAAAUUCUUGAAGAGUAUAUUGGGCAAUGGCAUGUUUGAUUCACCUACUUCUCCAAAGGAGGACUCACAUGCGAAGGCUUUUACAGAGAAGUUAUGCAGCACAAACCAUCGACCCUCAACAUGGGGCCUUAUGUGGGGAGGAGCCAGUCCUCCACAGUAUGCACCCUACUGCCAUUCGACAGCAUUCAGUGCUUAUAUGGGAGGAACCACACCACCAUGGCCUAAGGCUGCGUCGAACACUGCAGAUACUUCUCCCACAAAGAGUCUGUUACCUUCACAUUCCAGCUCUCUGUCUGUGAAUUCAUCUCCAUCCUUCAAUUUCCCUUCAGGUUGUCUGCCCCAUGUUGUUCCUCCUGAUCCCAGUGAACUUCCACUCCCGCAGCUGAUCGGAUCAAGGGCAGGAGGCAGCAGAGCAUCAGAAGAUACCGAGGACGAUCAGUGGAGCAGCAAACCGAGCGGUGAUGCAGAGAAGGAUGGAAACCAUAAAAAUGAUAGAGCCAUGUCUACUGCUGGGGAUAGUCUUGAUAGUUCAAAUGUUAGCAUUGAAAUGGCAGAGAGUGGACUUAGCACCCCAAACAGAACUAGGCGCAAGAGGCGCUUAGCUGCUCAGUUCAACACUCCAAUAGAAAUGCCAUGACAGCCUCGCGGCCAGCAGCAUUGAACCAAAGUACCUGAAGCAGCAGUCAGGAGUAUUAUUUUGUAUAGCACAAAUGUCAUGUUUUAUUAGUACCAAGUAUAUAUGUAUCAUAUGUAAGUAGAUACUGGUUGUGAAUCAUCAUCCAUGUCUGAAAUGACCAUCAUGCAAUGCAGUUUCAUGGCCCAAGUACAUAAUGUUUUUGUUUACAUUACAUGGUACAGUGCAACAUUUUAUUCCCAGCAUUUAGUGAUGUGUGUGUGUGUGUGCUUGGCACUUGGAUAUUAAAUUUCCAAUCUUUUCCUUGAAUUCUGUACUAUUUUGAAUACAGACGAGAGUAGAAAAUCCAAAUUUGCAAAGUUUGCUUUUGAGUUCACGUAUUUACGUAUGACAUGUAAAUUAAAAUCAUGUUUGUGUUGAAGUUCUGUACCACCAGCAUGGCACUGACACAUAGGAACUUAAGGGAAAGAUUUUUUGUUUGUCUAUUGAUUUAUUUGGAAUGCAUAUUUAAAUAAGGGGUGUAUUACAAAUCUAGAUGUUGAGUUUGCUGUUGAGAUGAUGUAAUAAGUAUGUUAUUGCUUUAAAGGCCAAGAUACAUUACUGUACUUUUCUUUGUAAAUUAAAUAUGGAACUUAUAUCUAGCUAUGCAUAUUUACUUUCUGAUUCAUACUAUUGUUAAAAGUAGCCAAAAGAGUGAAUCACAAUUUUGAAGCUUUAUUAUAGUUUUGCAGUUUUUGUUAUUAUGCAACAAGCAAUAUGAUAUGAAUCUUUCAUGCUUUUAUGUUUGAAAACUAAGUUAUCAAAAUUGUUUGUGAUUUAAAAAUUAAUUUUGAGAGAUAGAGGUUUGGGCACCAAGAUGUAUGUAAAUAUUUUGUUUACAUUGAGGGAUGAAAAUGUUUUAAUCAUUGCUUUACAUUAUAUAGAUGUUUACAAUUUAAGAUAAAGAAGUGAUGUGUACAUAAGUUCCAGCUCACAGUUCACUUCUGUCAGGUCACAUGCAUCAGGGCCCCCCCCCCAAAGAAUGUAGAUUUGUGGUGAUUUGGUGUUCACUUUCUGAACUGGUUUCCAUUGUGAUUUUUUUUUGGUCUGAAAGCGUACUUAGCCGCUCAUGUAUGUACACCAAUGUGCAUUAUAACUUGGAAGUACUUACUUUGUUUUGUCUGUGUAUUGUUGGAGCAUGGGUUUAUGGAUGUUUAUUAACAAGAGAUGAUGCUGGUUUUAUAAUUCCAAGGUCAUGUGGCAUUGACGUUCAGUAUUUUAUCAAAGAGUGAAAUGUCUUUAAUAAUGUAAAACUUGGUAUCUUACUGAAGGUGCAUGCAGUAUUUGGUAUAUUAUAUGAACCAAUGAUAUUGGUGGUUGUCAGUGAAGGAUAGGAAAAAGUAGGCAAAGAUACCAAAGAAGUUAUUUAUGACUGGUUUAUUUUUUUCUUGAGACAGAGGAAAGGUGGAAGGUGGUGGACAGUCCUCCAAGAAGGCAAGGUCCUCUAGUGUAUCACUCAAGUUAUCUUUGACUAUUAAGCAAGGUACUGAGUGAGUAACGUAAGAGAAUGUUAUUCAUGUUCAGUUGAAGAAAGUCUUAAAAAUAAAUAUACCGCCAUGCCAUCGUGUAAAAACCGUUACUUACAUGUUGAGGUAUAUUUCCUUUUAGACUAUAUAAGAGAGGCUUUUUAAUUGUUUUUAAAGUGGCAUCUAUAGUGAAUAUAGGUGCAUGUGCCUUAAUCGAUACACUGCGUAUCGGUUGGCUAUGAUAUUCAGGUGAUGGAAGAGGAGAAAUGAUCAUGCACCUUCCAUCUGUCUUCAAGUUCCUUGUAGUGUAGGAGAGUUCACUUGAAUCAGAAUGUUGAAUCUUGAAGGGACAUAACUGAUGUGGGUAUGUAAUUUGCUUCCUAGUGAAUGACCUGAGGUAUACCAAUGCCACGUUUUUCAUUACAUUAGUGAACUCUUUUCCGUCCUUAAUGCAGAAAUGUAGACUUUAAGAGUACGCUUGGUGCCCAGAACAUUUCAUUUCACAAAUUGAAUCCUGUUUGGUAAAUAAAGAACUAAAACAAAAAAGUUAAAUAAUUCCUAAUUUUAGUUUUAAGUUGCUGUGUAAUCAGAUUCAAAUUAUUCCUGAAGUGAAAAAGAAUGUAUAAGUAGUUGAUUAAUUAUCUAUGCAACUCUAAAAUUUGAAAUGUUAAAAUAUUACCUGCUGAUAAAUUGUUUUGCAUGUUUUAAGUAGCAGUCGAUCAUCUUAUGAUCACUAUUGUAGAGAAAGAUAUUGAAGCUGCGUUGUGGCACUAAUUCUUCAUUGUUUUAAAUGUCAUCAGCUGUAUAUCAUGUUUAAGAGAUUUUAAUUUUGAAUACAGGAAUUUUUUUGUGAUCCUGAACUGGGGGGUUCUGUUCACAGGGACAGAAAACUGCCUUUCUGGUAUUUUAUGUGUAAAAUUUAUAUGCAAGUAAAUACUGUAUUUUGGUGAGAA
This is a messenger RNA of Zootermopsis nevadensis, 8063 nucleotides long. RefSeq names its product meiosis regulator and mRNA stability factor 1-like protein (gene Marf1). The record is from RefSeq and is a predicted model, not a curated record. Gene Ontology annotation, biological process: regulation of gene expression. Gene Ontology annotation, cellular component: cytoplasm; peroxisome. Gene Ontology annotation, molecular function: CCR4-NOT complex binding; RNA nuclease activity; RNA binding. Lineage: Eukaryota; Metazoa; Arthropoda; Insecta; Blattodea; Termopsidae.